Molecule: messenger RNA, 915 nt
Organism: Dothidotthia symphoricarpi CBS 119687
Lineage: Eukaryota; Fungi; Ascomycota; Dothideomycetes; Pleosporales; Dothidotthiaceae
Exons: 4
Coding region: 1-915 (304 amino acids)
Source: RefSeq, a predicted model, not a curated record
AUGGGAUUCAACGGGGACUUUGUUCCCUUGGUCAAGCCAACAGCUGAGAGACCAAAGUCACAGUAUCACAAAAGCCUUCAACCAAUCUUCGCUGGCUUCAACACCCUUGAGCUCAACUUCAUACGCGAUCAGCUGAACCUCUCGACAUGGUUUGCACUCGGCGGCAUCGCACAAGCUGCGCUUCUGGCGGUAUUCGGUCGUGUAGCCAUUCUUCCAAGUGUUGUCUUGAUUCUGUACCGAGUCCUUGAUGCCUAUCUCAUGGCAGCAGGCGUCAAGCACAAUCACUACAUGGAUGGCGUGAUGCUCAACAAGUUCUCCUCGCAGUUCCCAGACUCGACAGGCCAGUUUGGAUCGAAGCCAGCUAAUGGCGAUAUCGUUAUCUUCCUGAUCGGUGCAAGAACUAACCAUCCCAUGGGCAUGUUGUCCCCCGGAACCAAGCAACUCGGUGCUUAUUUUACUGGAAUGGCUCGCAACCUAGAAGCCCAUGCCGAAGAAUUCGACUUCCUUGGUGCAUCGGGCUGGACUGGCUCAGAGCGAACCGCAGGAAAUGAGCUCAUGACGGUCAUGUACUUCAAGUCAUCCGACGGUCUGCACAAGUUUGCACAUUCGGAUUUCCAUCGUGAGGGCUGGAAUUGGUGGAACAAGGAGAUCAGCAAGAUGCCUCACCUUUCUAUCUGGCACGAAAUGUAUCGAUCUCCAAAGGGGAACUGGGAGAAUAUCUAUGUCAACAGCCACCCGGACCUUAUUGAGGGAAUCGAGCCGGGCAAACCUUUCUACGUCAGCCCGAUUGUGGAUGCUAGGAGAGGACUUCUCAAGACCAGUGCAGGUCGCAUGAGCCAGUCCACGGCGAACGAGCAUGAUAAGUACGAUCAGGAUCCUUACGCGCAGUAUGGAACGCUCGGGUAUGUUCAGUGA